AUGGCUGAUACGACGAUCGAAGUCCGUUUCGAACAAUUUGAAGAAACUAUUUGUGUUCCGGUGUCAUCAGUAUCUACAAUAGAAGAUGUUAUUAAAUAUGUCUGUAAAACACGUGUGGAUAUCGAUUACAAUAAUUACUAUCUUGCCUCAGAGAAAAAUGAUGAAAUGUUGGAUAAUAAGAAGACAUUGAAGGAAACCAAUAUUCCUGCAAUAGAUGAUCCUGAACUUCGAUUGAGGAUGAAGACAUCAACUGGAAAACAAAGGAAAUCGGUUGAUGUAAUAAAGAAAAUAGGAGUUGAUCCACAAACACUAGCUGAUGAUAUCCGAUGCAACAAUAUAGACCCGAACAAUGCGGAAGUAAGUUUUCGUGAUACUUCAGAAUUCUCUUGA
This is a messenger RNA of Adineta steineri, 390 nucleotides long. Lineage: Eukaryota; Metazoa; Rotifera; Eurotatoria; Adinetida; Adinetidae. The record is from the annotation of a GenBank genome assembly.